Molecule: messenger RNA, 3289 nt
Organism: Adineta steineri
Lineage: Eukaryota; Metazoa; Rotifera; Eurotatoria; Adinetida; Adinetidae
Source: the annotation of a GenBank genome assembly
AAAACUUAUAUCCAGUCAUUGAGUACUUUUAAUCAUAACAAAUAAUUAAUCUGUAUAUAUUUUUUUAUUUUAGUCUAUUCCAUUAUCUUCAUUAAAUCUAACAAUAUACAUUGGUAAUAUUAAUGAUAAUCAUCCGGAAAUUUUAACGAAAAAUUUUACAACACUUGUUUAUUUUUAUCAACCAUCGGUUGAUACAGUUCUUCAUAGAAUUGAUAUUAUUGAUAAAGAUUAUUCAAAUUUAACAUUUGAAAUUUUUAAUAAUACAUUUUCAUCAUAUAAAAUUCAAUUGAAUGGAAAUACAACUGAACUUAUUCUACUUGAACCUAUUCUUGUUGAUCAUGAAGAUAAUUUAAUUAUUCGUGUUUGGGAUAAUGAUACAUUAUUAUCUCCAUAUUAUAUUGAUUUAUAUCUUCGUUUAAUAUAUCUUCAACGACAAAUAGAACUUCCAACAAUUCUUCCACAAACCAUAGAUGGGUAUAUAAACUUAGAAGAACAAUCUUCUAGAGUAAAUUUUGGUGAAAUAUUUCUUCAAAAUCAUUCAGAAUAUAAAUUUAUAUUAUAUAAUUUAAUAUCAAAUACAAAUUUUUUUCUUAAACAAAUAUCAAAUAAUCAAACGGAACUUUAUUUUAAUUCUUUACAACAAUAUUCUCAACAACAAAAACAUCAACGUUUAUUACAAUAUCAAAUUGAAUUAACAGCUAUUGCUAUUAAUCAAUCAAUACCAAAUAUUAAUUUUUCAAAUAAUACAAUUAUUUAUCUUCCAACAAAUAUAAAUUCUUCAGUAAAAUCUCAUUCAAUUGAUGUACAUUUAUGGUUAAUUGAUCGUGAAAUGUUAGAUCGUACAUUAUCAAUAUUAAUUAAUUUAAAUCCGAAAUCAACAUAUGAACAAUUUAUAAUGAAUAGUUUACCUUUAGUACGUGAACAUUUAGCAGCAAUUAUUGGUGUACAUAUUCGUCAUGUACAUAUAUAUUCAUUUAAUUUUAAAAAUCCUAAUCAAAUUGAAUUACUUAUUGCUAUUAUACGUUAUCCAUCACGUUUAAGACCACCACGUUAUAUACAUAAAAAAUUAGUUUAUAAUGUAUUAAAAAAUUCAAGUAAUCUUUUUGAAAAAAUUCCAAAUAUAAAAUCAAUUGAAAAAAUUUCAAUCAAUCAAUGUCAAGUAAAUUCAUGUGAAAAUAAUGGUCGUUGUACAAGUCAUAUUAAACUAUUUUCAAAUCAAUAUGAUUAUUUUUAUUAUAAUACAUAUCAACGUUUAAUACCAAAAUAUCAAUGGAAUAUAAAAUGUUUAUGUUUAAAUCAUUAUUAUGGACAACAUUGUCAGUUUAAACAGGAUUAUCAAUCACCAUGUUCAUCAAAUCCUUGUUCAUCAUUGGAAAGAUGUAUUGAAGAAAGUUCAACUUUAUAUACAUGUCAAUGUAUUGAUGAACCAUGUAAUUAUAAUGAAAUUAUAUCGGAAAGUACAUUAGAUUGUAUUAAUAUCAAUUCACCAACAUGUCGAGAUUCAUCCAAUACUUUAACAUUCGAUGGUUAUAGUUUUGUUCGAAUGAGUUCAAUACUAAAUUUAACUCAACAUACAAAUUUAACAUUUACUUUUCGAACUCAAGUUAGUCAAGGAGUAUUAUUAAAAUUGAUAUCAUUUGAUGAAAAAAAAUUACAACAUAAUAUAUUAAUUCAAAUCAAAGAUAGUCAUAUGGCUCUUGAAUUAGAUAAAAAAAUGCUUUUUCAAAUUAAUGAAAUAACAAUAAAUGAUGGUUUAUGGCAUACUAUUUAUUUUUCAGUUGAUUAUACAUCAACAAAUCAAAAUUAUUAUUAUCUUCUUCGUCUUGAUAAUGUAUUUAGUAACCAAAUUCAACUAUUUCAAUCAAUAUUAUCUAAUCAAUUAAAAGAAUCUAUAAUUGGAAAUGAUUUUCAUGGUUGUUUAGGAAAUUUAACAUUAAAUAAUCAAAUAAUUUAUCUUCAAAAACAAGAUAAAAAUCCGUUACUUGAACAUAUUGGAACAAAUAAUGGUUGUCAAUUAGCUGAAAUUGAAACACGUACAUUAAGACAAUACACUGGUAAAGAUGAUCUUUGUUCAUUAUAUCAUCCAUGUUACAACGGUGGAAUAUGUUCAAGUCAAACUACAAAGCAUGGUUUAAGUUUCAUAUGUAAUUGUUUAAAACCACGUUUUAGUGGACGACAAUGUCAACGUGAUUUACAUCCAUGUGAAAGUCAUCCAUGUUUAUUUAAUGAACAAUGUAUUUCAUCAAAUCAUCUAAAUAUAUCCUAUACAUGUAUAUCAUCACUUGCAAAUUUACCAAUGUCAACAAAAAAUCUUUUAUAUAUUGGAUUAGCUGUUACAUUUUGUACAUUCAUCUUAUUUAUGUUACUUUUUCUAUCAUUAAUUAUCUAUUGUCAACAAAAACGAAAAGAGAAAAAGAAAAAAAUUGUUUUAAAUCAUGAUAAACCAACUGUAUCAGCACCAUUACUUAUUCAAAAAUCAUCACCAACAUUAACACCAGCAAAAACAAUUGAAAGUCCAAUGCAAACAUUAUUAAAAAUCAAUACAAAUGGAAAACAAACUGUUGAAACAAUGGCAUUAGUAGAUAAUACUCUUACAGAAUCAGGAAUGAAUAAUUUUAAUGAUAAGUUAACUAAUAAUCAUGUCGAGAAAAUAUCUCAAUCGAUUGACAAAAUUCCAUAUCAAUCACAUGAAUCAUUAAAUCGUCGUCGUAGUGAUCCAAAAUAUUAUUCAACUAUUGGAAAAAUGAAUAUACCACCAGAUAAUUUUCUCUCUCAUUAUAAUAGUAUUGAUUAUGAUAGUACACGUAUUCCACUUGUAGAUCCUCAUUCGUCAGAUUUAUUUGAUUUUCCAUCCUCACCUACAAAAUAUUUCAAUAGUCAUAAUGGUGAUAACGCUACUAAUUAUCAAAUUUGUAUAAAUUCUUUAUCGAAUUUAACUGAAAAAUUAGUUGAACAAAAUGAUAUUGAAUUAACUCAUUCAUCAAAUGAUUCAUCGAAUAAUGAACAAACGUUAUUAACAUCACCAAUAUCAAAUGGAGAACGUAAACGUUCAUUAUUUAAUGGUGGAAGUGCACAUAGUAUACGUGCAUCAACAUCAUCAUUACAAAAAGCUCCUGUUUAUGCUAAAGUUGUAAAGGCAACAUCAAAAUCAUCUAAUGGUGGUAUGAGUACAAUUGAACGACUUCGUUUAAGUGGUUCACCACUUCGUCUUCUUUCAUCAUCUCCAACAUAUGCACGUACAACAUCAUUUUUAAAAUCGAAUACAACUAAUGACAAUGAACAUUCUCAU